AUGGCACUUGUCGAUGAGCUCAUUGACGAUGGACGCCUUCUGAUGAAGAAAUGGGAGGAGGUCGAGACCCAGUUGGCGGUGAUGGUAACUGACAAAAUACUGUCCGAGCCAACGGGCCAGUCACCCUCCUUUGACUCCUCGGAAAUGGUUAGGGGGCACCGGGUAAUGAGGUGCGACGAUGAGUUCUCGCGGGACUUCCUGGCGGAUUGUGUUGCCAGACUAGGCAACGCAUGGAAGGGGAUAAGCAUUAAGCUGGUCCCCGGCAAGGACAUCCCAAGGAGACCCAGAGCUCGCAUUUGGUUGCCCAAGGGGCUGUCUAGCCAUGAAAGGGUGCUCAAGACUCUGCGAGCGGAGAACAAGGGAGUCGAUAUGGAGGACUGGGCCAUUCUCAAAGCUCAACGGGAAAUGAAGUCCAGCCAGCCAUAUCUGUUCUUGAUAAACCAGCGCUGCCUAUAA
Messenger RNA from Drosophila kikkawai, 456 nucleotides. The record is from RefSeq and is a predicted model, not a curated record. NCBI's taxonomy places the organism in Eukaryota, Metazoa, Arthropoda, Insecta, Diptera, Drosophilidae.